AUGAGGAGGAGGAGGAGGAGGACGAAGACACAGCUGAGUCCGUUCAAAGUGCCAGACAGUGGCAGCGCUUUUCUCAUGAGCAUCGCCAAAGGAGAGGACCGAAAGAAGGAGAUGCGUAAAUUCCUGGCUCUGCCAAUUGAGGAGAAGACGACCCACGCUGCCAGAACCACGGCCAAGCUGAAGAAUGAGCUGGUGGGAGAAGAGGAGGAGGAGGAGGAGGAGGAGGAGGAGGAGGAACAUGAGAAGGCGGAGGACUCCAAGCAAAUGAAGAGUAAAACGGCUCUUCCUGGUCGCACAUCGGGGAGACGUGAACUGAAAAUGAGCACAGUGCCGAGACGGGAGAGCGUGACCAAGGACAGCAAACAUGACUUGAUCUCCAUGGAGCGUCAGAAGGCCGUGCUGGAGCUGUCUCUGAUGACGAAGAGGUCGGAGAUUUUGAAGAUGGACAAAGCAAUGGCGAAGGAAGAGAGGCAGCUGAAGAAGCUGGAGAAGGUCAUUGAAAGAGAUAACCUCAACUUUGAAGCAUUCCUCCGGGAGAACGAGAAGAAGUCUGUGGAGGCCCGAACACAAUUUGAGCAGGAGGCCAAAAUAAAGCAGAAGAAGAACACAGAGAUCAAGAGGCUAAAUGCAGAGAUAGGGAUUAUAGAAAGCGAACUUGUCAAGAUUGAGGAGAUCCUGGCAGACUACAAGAAGUACCAGGAGCUGCUGUUCAGGCUGUCUCCUCCAGAGUGGCAGGAGGCCCAGAAGAUUAAAGCUCUGAAGGGUAAAGUCCUCUCUGAGCAGAGCAGGAAGCCCGAUCAGAUGGCAGGUAAGAAGAGCCGGCACUUCACCGAGGUGCGAGACUCUGAGAGAAUCGUGUCCAGCCCAGGUAGAGAGCUGCCGUCCAUCAGCGAGACCAGACCGUCCAGCACGCCAGACAAAGCGUUUGAGGCAGAUCACGACUCGGACUAUGAGGACGAACCGGAGCUGUACUUUACCGACCCGCAGCAGCUCCUGGACCUGAUGACCAUGCUGACGGAGCAGAACCUGUCUCUGAUCAAGAACUCCGCCCGGAUGGAGGAGGCUCUCAAGAUGCUCCAGCAGUCCACGGAGACCACCAGGGAGAAAAUUGAAAAGGAGGAGGAGCAGAUGGCGGCGCAGGUGAACGACGUGAAGCAGAGAAUCGACAGGGAGAAGGCGAGGGGGCUCAAGCUGGAACAGAAGGUUCAGCUUCACGUGUCGCUGAGCACAGAGGACCAAGACGAGAUGCUGGACGCCCUGGGCGAGAAGGUGGCCGAGGUGCAUCGCUGCUGCGUGGACGACCGACUGGCCAACCUCAGCACGCUGGAGAAGCUGUCCAACAUCGAGAGACGCAUGUCCUCUCUGCUGCAGGGCCUGGAGAGCAUCCCUGAAGACAAACUGGAGAUGACCAAGAAGAUCAAGGACAGCGAGAGGAGGAGCAGGGAGAGAGAAGAAAAGCUGAGACAGCAGAGAGAAAAACAGAGCGAGAGGAUGAGGAGGUACAUGGAGAGAUCUCUGGCCGACUCCAAGAAAACCGGCGGGAGGAAGCUCAUGCCCCGGUGCAUGCCCGUCUCCCGCAGAGUCAAAGUCAGCAACGUGGACAACGCUGACGACGAGGACGAGAUGCACCAAUACCUGUUCGGUGCUGAAGAUACUGAGUGA
Messenger RNA from Salarias fasciatus (jewelled blenny), 1662 nucleotides. RefSeq names its product cilia- and flagella-associated protein 100-like. The record is from RefSeq and is a predicted model, not a curated record. The transcript is spliced from 13 exons. The coding region runs from base 1 to 1662 and encodes 553 amino acids. Lineage: Eukaryota; Metazoa; Chordata; Actinopteri; Blenniiformes; Blenniidae.